AUGUUUCUACAACCUUCUCUCUCACCUGUUGGCGCACCUAACUACACAGCUGUAGCCACACCCCCUACCGCGCGUUGCAUUAGCCACGCCCACAAGCACGCAGCUCUUAGCCACGCCCACAAGCCCUCAGCUGUUAGUCACGCCCACAAGCACUCAGCUGUUAGCCACGCCCACAAACACUCAGCUGUUAGCCACGCCCACAAGCACUCAGCUGUUAGCCACGCCAACAAACACUCAGCUGUAAGCCACGCCCACAAGCACUCAGCUGUUAGCCACGCCCACAAGCACUCAGCUGUUAGCCACGCCCAUGCUCCCACAAGCACUCUUGACAAUGACACAUCCUCGGCCCGACAAUGA
This is a messenger RNA of Penaeus monodon (black tiger shrimp), 357 nucleotides long. RefSeq names its product histidine-rich protein PFHRP-II-like. NCBI's taxonomy places the organism in Eukaryota, Metazoa, Arthropoda, Malacostraca, Decapoda, Penaeidae. The transcript has a single exon. The coding region runs from base 1 to 357 and encodes 118 amino acids. The record is from RefSeq and is a predicted model, not a curated record.